UUGUUUCAAGAUGGCUCGCACAAAGCAGACGGCGCGCAAGUCGACGGGCGGCAAGGCCCCGCGCAAGCAGCUGGCCACCAAGGCGGCCCGCAAGAGCGCGCCGGCCACCGGCGGCGUCAAGAAGCCGCACCGCUACCGGCCCGGCACGGUGGCCCUGCGCGAGAUCCGCCGCUACCAGAAGUCCACCGAGCUGCUGAUCCGCAAGCUGCCGUUCCAGCGGCUGGUGCGCGAGAUCGCGCAGGACUUCAAGACCGACCUGCGCUUCCAGAGCUCGGCCGUGAUGGCGCUGCAGGAGGCGUGCGAGGCCUACCUGGUGGGGCUCUUCGAGGACACCAACCUGUGCGCCAUCCACGCCAAGCGCGUCACCAUCAUGCCCAAGGACAUCCAGCUGGCGCGCCGCAUCCGCGGGGAGCGGGCGUAAUGCCGGCUUCUGGUUGAAAAAGGCUCUUUUCAGAGCCACCCACACUUUUCUUAAAAGUACCUGUAACAUUUAAUUGUUUGGCGUAAUUGAGCCGCUAUGGAAAUAGUCUUUUACGGAUGUUUUUCAUGUUAGGUAUCUGAGCGUUGCAUAUCCCUUUCUCCCAGUCCG
This is a messenger RNA of Prionailurus viverrinus (fishing cat), 589 nucleotides long. Its product is annotated as histone H3.1. Gene Ontology annotation, cellular component: nucleosome. The transcript has a single exon. Gene Ontology annotation, molecular function: protein heterodimerization activity; DNA binding; structural constituent of chromatin. Bases 11 to 421 code for a protein of 136 amino acids. NCBI's taxonomy places the organism in Eukaryota, Metazoa, Chordata, Mammalia, Carnivora, Felidae. The record is from RefSeq and is a predicted model, not a curated record.